AUGGCGUCCGACGGUAUGAGCCUCCAAGACAAUAUUCAGAUGCUCGAAGAGGUCCUUCCAGCCAUUGAUCCCGCUGAUCGGCCGGUAUACGAGAACAUGCUCCAGACGCUAUACCAGCAGCGGUCGGCUGAGCAGCACCAAAGCGAGCGCGAUGCCCUGGUCACUGCCAUCACAGAGAAUGGCUUCCAGCCCAACAACGCCAUGACCGCAUAUGGCCAGGUCUUUUCAAACGAGAAUGGUGACUGGACACAUGCCAACGGAAACAACCACACAAGCUACCAUAGCGGCCCGUCAUACACCAACGGGUCGUCGUAUGGUAUGCAAGUACCGCCCUCGCCGCCUCUGCCUGAACCACAACAUAGCCGCAAGCGCAGCCUUGGGAUAACCGACUACCCCGAAGCCAAGCGUGUCAGCGGGCAGCCUAGUCCGGUAACUCCAACUUCGCCCGUUGGUCCAUGGUCACAAUCGCUUCCUAGUCGCGAGGCCGCUCGGGUUCGUCACUCUGACCCUAUGGACUUUGUCGACCUGACUGAAUCGAAUCCACCUUCGCCGCCUGGCAAUUACGAGCUUCCUAUCCAUGUACACGCGCAGCCAGAUCCCGCCCCACACUAUAUGGACCCAUUCCCGGAGCUCAACAACUAUCAGGGAGGAAGUGACAAUGGCACCAUGCUACCAGCAGAUGCGUUCAACCAAGAGUUCAUGGCUCCGGAAGAGCUUGCUGAGUUUCUGAUCGCACCCAGUGCACCAGGUAGUCAUUUCGCUGUGCCGCAGACUUUCCCUUAUCAGCCUCGUGCUGAAGCAGAUUAUCCCGAACACAUGCGGGGGUGGAGCAGUGACGGAGAGGAGUAUGGCCGCUUCCCGCUCAAUGUCAAUGAGGCGGAAGACAUUGAGAAGCUCUUGCAGAGCAUCAGUGCUGGUGUUGACGAAGAGGACAAAGAAAAGCGAGCGCCCACACCCAAGACCAUGACUUGUACUUUGAAAGAAUAUCAGCGCAUAGGUCUCACGUGGCUGCUCGACAAGGAGCGCGGCGCGACCAAGGGCAGUAUUCUUGCAGACGAUAUGGGUCUGGGCAAGACCAUCCAGGCUCUCGCUCUCAUUUGCGCGAAUCCGCCCACAGAUCCGGCAUGCAAGACAACGCUCAUCAUCGCGCCUGUCGCCCUUAUGCGGCAAUGGGAGAAGGAGAUCGAGCGUCAUAUCCAUCCUCGCCACAAGCUCAAGGUUCACCUCUAUCAUGGCAGUGGUAAGAACGUUGAUUUCGCUCGUCUUCGCCAGUGUGACGUCGUCCUCACCACCUUUGGUUCCCUGACUUCAGAAUACAAGCAAAAGGAGUCUUCCAAAGAGGCGAUGGCCAACGACGCAGAACUCCGCAAUCCUAGCAUGCGCCGCAAGGCCAAGGAUAGGCUCGCACUGCUAGGACAAGAGUGCAUGUGGUAUCGUAUCAUCAUCGACGAGGCCCACAAUAUCAAGAACCGGAACUCCAAGGCGUCCAAGGCGUGCGCUGACCUCAUGGCUAAACACCGCUUGUGCAUGACUGGUACGCCCAUGAUGAACAGCGUUGACGAGCUUUUCCCUCUUCUCCGGUUCUUGAAGAUGUCGCCGUAUACUACAUGGACCAAGUAUAGCAUGGACAUUGCAAAGGCAAGUACAGAUGACUCUGACUAUUGGGGUUACAAGAGCACUCAGCCACGCGCGCGGACCGGUGCACAGAACCGUCUUCACAUCGUAAUUAAGGGUAUCAUGCUCCGGCGUCGGAAAGACGCUGUCGUUGAUGGGCAGCCUGUUUCCAAGAUCCCUCCCAAGCACUCUGCCAUCGAUAGUGUGGAGUUCGAAGACGAAGAACAUGAGCUCUACAAGGCUCUAGAAACCAAGUCGCAGCUUCAGAUGAAUAAGUUCCUUGAUAAGGGUACUGUCACAAGCAACUACGCCAACGUCUUGGUUCUCCUGCUUCGCCUCCGCCAAGCAUGCUGUCAUCCGCAUCUUAUCAAAGACCUCAGUCAACCAGCAACCGAGGCUAUCGAUGAACACGAUCUCUUGAGCCGCGCCAGGGAACUGAGUGAUGAGGUCGUCGCGCGACUGAAGGCUAAUGAGUCUUUCGAUUGCCCGAUUUGCCUUGAUCUCGAUCCGAAUCCGACGAUCCUCAUCCCGUGUGGACAUACGGUGUGCGGUGAAUGUGUCCAGAAGAUCAUGGAUCCGGCCAUGCGAACCGCUCAAGAUGGCAAUGAUGAAGCUGCACCGGCCUUGUGCCCACACUGCCGUGGUGAUAUCAGCGCCAAACUGAUCACAGAUUACAAGCACUUCUGCAAGGUCCACUGCCCAGAGCGGCUUGGGUCAGCUGACUUGUCAGAACAAGAGGAGGGCGAUGCUGAAGAAGAUGACUCUGAUUCUGACAUCUCCGAAGACGAGGAGGAUGCAGUGGAUGUCGACAGGAAGGGCAACCUUGCUGGCUUCGUCGUUGACGAUGAUGAGGAAGACGAAUACGUUGCCGAUGAGGCGGAAGAUGACGACGACGACCUAGGCUCCGCAUCUGUGUCCAAGUCUAAGAAGAAGUCAAAGUCAAAGGCAAAGGCAAAGAAGUCUGGCAAGGGCAACAAGGGCAAGGGCAAGGAACGCGCCAAACCCAAGCUUACUCUUGCUCAGCUCAAGAAAGAGUCUCUCCGCAACAAGAGCGCCAAGAAGCGCUACCUGCGUCGCCUGGACAAGACCUUCAUUCCGUCUGCGAAGAUCAGCAGGACUGUUGAACUGCUCAAAGAGAUCAAGGAGAAUGAUCCGACUGAGAAGACGCUCGUUUUCUCCCAGUUCACUUCCUUGCUCGAUCUCGUCGAAGUACCUCUACACCGAGAAAGACUGGCCUACCAGCGCUACGACGGCAGCAUGAAGAUGGACGAGCGCGCCGACGCCGUAAACGCCUUCAUGGACGACCCAAACGAAAACAUUAUGCUCGUCUCUCUCAAAGCCGGUAACGCGGGUCUCAACCUCUGGAAAGCAUCUCAGGUCAUUAUCCUCGACCCUUUCUGGAACCCCUUCAUCGAAGAACAGGCCAUCGACCGCGCCCAUCGUAUGCCCCAGGAGCGUGAAGUAUAUGUGCACCGCAUCAUUGUACCGGAGACCGUGGAAGAUCGUAUCAUUGCUAUCCAGGAUAGGAAGCGUGAGCAGAUUGAUGCGGCGCUGGAUGAGAAUGCGUCGAAGAGCCUUACCAAGCUCAGCGUAUCAGAGCUGAAGUUCUUGUUUGGUAUGGGUGGUGGCUAG
Alternaria novae-zelandiae is the source of this 3246-nucleotide messenger RNA. RefSeq lists its product as uncharacterized. The record is from RefSeq and is a predicted model, not a curated record. NCBI's taxonomy places the organism in Eukaryota, Fungi, Ascomycota, Dothideomycetes, Pleosporales, Pleosporaceae. Gene Ontology annotation, cellular component: cytoplasm. The coding region runs from base 1 to 3246 and encodes 1081 amino acids. The transcript is spliced from 2 exons. Gene Ontology annotation, molecular function: ATP-dependent chromatin remodeler activity; ATP binding.